Molecule: messenger RNA, 2885 nt
Organism: Bursaphelenchus xylophilus (pine wood nematode)
Lineage: Eukaryota; Metazoa; Nematoda; Chromadorea; Rhabditida; Aphelenchoididae
Source: the annotation of a GenBank genome assembly
AUGUUGAAAGCUCACGGACAGUUCAAACCAUUCCCUUGUAAGGGCAAUCUUUAGCGCCGAAAAUCCAAAGUCGGUCAUUUUUCAGCGCUGAUUACAAAUUUCUUUUUCCAUAUUAAUUUCGUAAGUUGUAUCGUUGGAAAGAUCUCUCUUUACUCUAUAAUCACUGCAAAUUUUACACGUCAAUCUUACAGUAUUCCCUUGCGACACCCGCGUAAAUGCGGGCUAUUUUAGAAAAAUUCGAAAAAAUCGGUGUCGGAAUCAUUCCAAAAAAGUACAGAACGCUGUGCGGGGAAGUCGAAUUUUUAUAACGAUGAAAAAUCAAAAUUCCCAAGAAUUCGCACUUUUGGAGCAAAAUUUGCAUAGCUUGAAAUUCUUCCAUGAAUGUCACCCUCUGUCAGCUGGAUUGGCCAUUCUAUUCUUCUUCACGUUCAUCUGUGUGGUCGCUUUUCCCAAAUAUUGGUGAAAAGAAUCUCAAGGCUUCCAUUUGGUAUAUUGUGCUGGAACAGUAAGCGAAAAGUGUUUUUUGUGUGUCCAAUAUAUGUAUGUGCAUUAUUCAAUGAGUUUGCCGUUUAGUCCGAAAUUAGCGAGAUGGACGAGAAAGCGGCGCAGCAGGCGGGGGAAAUGCAACAGAAGCUCCUUGGAUUGGAGAACAAGGGAAGUAAGGAGGUGGCUGAGACUCAGCCCACGGACGGAAUGGGCGCGCUUGCGGGCUCGGGCAGCGAUGAUGACGGGCUAAACGAUGACCUGGAAGUCGGGGGCAGUGCCACUCCCAAGAAUAUUGUCGGUCCGGCAUCUCCGGCACAGAAGGCUCACCAGAAACAGCCAAAGAUGACUGAUGGAAUCAAAAAUUGCGAAUUUUAUCAUGGAGUCGUGCCUGAUGCUGAAGUGGCUGAUUUGCUGAAAAAGAAUGGAGACUUUUUAUUGGCUUCGAAGUACGGUGAAGCCAAGAAAAAUGUGGUCUGUUAUGUGAAAUGGCAGAAUCAAAUUAAGUUAUUGGAAUUUACGCAAUCUGCGGACGGCCGGGAAGUGACUUUGGACCGGGUUUGCUAUAAACCGACAAUCUUGGAGCUGAUAAAGUAAGCUUUAUGGGCAAAGGUCACCGUUUUUGUUAUAUUGAACUGAAACUUUCGCCUUUAGUCAUCAUCAAAAAAACGGCAUGCCCAUUGGAAACAACGGGGCUCGUCUUGUGGUGGCGGUCGAAAAGCAGGCGUGGGAGUUGGACCCGAAGGACGUCAUCACCGGUCGACUUCUCGGCGAAGGGGCCUUUGGCCAAGUGUUCUUGGGGAGUCUAAUGCGGCAUGGAAAAUCUACAGAAGUGGCCAUAAAAAUGCCUCGAGGCUCGCCGGGCAAAGAUCAGGAAAUCAGGAAAAGAGCGAUGGAGGAGGCGCGGAUUCAACGAGACUACAACCACCACAAUGUUGUCCGACUCUACGGAGUGGUCUUUACUGCAAAUCGACUCUGUGUACGUGGUUUUGAGAGGUUUUUGAUGGGGGAUUUUGAUGAUUUAGCUGUGAACAUUGUAAUUAGUACGUGUGUUUUGGAAGGCGCUUAAUUUUCCAGAUUGUUCUUGAAUAUCUCGCCGGUGGAGCGUUGGAUUCCUACGUGAAGACGAAUCCCCAGUGCACACCGAAAAUUCAAGCCGCAUUUUGCUUUGAUGUUGCGGUUGGAAUGGAGUAUUUGCAUGCCAACAAAUGUCUUCAUCGAGAUAUGGCUGCGAGGAAUUGUUUGGUCGAUCUAACGUUUCCGUGUGCCAAGAUCUCGGACUUUGGCUUGUCGGCGAAAGGGACCAUCCAUGAGAUGGACCGGGCCAGGCCAACUCCCAUCCGUUGGAUGGCGCCGGAAGUUCUGAAGACGGCGAACUAUACGAAAGCGGCGGACAUCUGGAGCAUGGCGUAAGAUUAUGUGGGCCACUCGAAACUCCCAACCUCUUUUCAAGUAUUUCUCCGCCAAUAGUGAACCAAUUUCGAUAAAAUUUAUAUCAAAUUGAAGCUGAGACACCCCGCUUCUUGUCCACCUAAUAUGGCUUUUCCAAUUCCGAGAAACUCAAUUGAAAAUCGUUCUAAAAAAUUUCUAAGUUUUACCGAUUUUGAGCGCCAAAAUUUUUAAUGAAAAUGUAAAAGGUCAGUGCGGGUGCCUCCGUGAAGCUAGGCGGGCCAUGUUUGGUGGACAAGAAAUGGGGUGUGUCAGCUUCAGUUUGAUAUAAAUUUUAUAGAAAUUGGUGCAUUAUUAGCGAAGAAAUACCUGAAAAGAGGUUGGGAGUUUCGAGUGGCCCCCCACCCUGUAGAAUUAUUGAAUCGGAACCCAAGAAUAAUGUGUGGAAGCUGUUACCUAACUGUUUGUAUUUUAGCAUCAUUUUCUGGGAGAUCUUCAAGAAAUGCAAGGAGUUACCCUAUGCGGAUAAGGACCUAAAACAAGUUCAGACCUCCCUUUGGCAUAACCCCAACUUCCAUCCGGAUAUUGAUCCGGCCUUGCCAAGGGAGCUGAAGAAUAUUAUGGAAACAUGCUGGAAUCAUGACCCCAAACUGAGACCAUCAGCCACGAAGAUUGCCGAUUAUCUUGCUUGCCUUUCGUAUAGAGCGAGGUCAUUUUUCUGUUUCAAAGCUCGGUUACUCUGUCAUUUAGGUUACUGUAACAAGAUGACUUUUUUCAGGUAUCCUGCUACUCAUCAGAUGAACAAAACUUUGAAAAUGCGCGAAAAUGCCUCCAAAAACAAGCCUCUACUGGGUAAAGAUAAAAACAAGUCCUCGCGAAGUUCCCAAGGAAGUUCCGCAAGCAAGGGACCUUCCAAAUCCAAGGAGAAGAAGAGCAGGGCCAAGGAUGGAGCAGAGUCCAAGAAACCAGGCGGAUCAAAGCAGAGAAGAUCCAAGAACGAGCCGAUUCCUUGA